ACUUCAGUAAAGUCGAAAAAAGAGUCGGAAAAUCACCAUGAAGUUAUUUCUGUGUCUUUUGCCAAUUUUGGUGUCCUGUCUUGGGGCCGUUGUUGAAAACUGUGCCAAUUCACAGUCGGAAAGAUGCAGGAAAAUAAAUGAAGAAGCAAUGAUGCAUCCGAAAGUGCAACCAAGAUAUCCAUUUCUAACCCGGACUUCUGGUAAUUCGUUUGAGAAAACAACUGAGUACUGGACGAAUCUUGGACAUCAGCACGUUCUGGAUAAGGUCAACCGAUACUUCAAUACAAAACGAGCAAAGAAUAUUGUCUUCUUCAUCGGUGAUGGCAUGAGCAUUCCAACUCUUUUCGCUGCUAGAAUGGCUUUGGGAGGUGAAGAGCAGCAGUUGUCCUUUGAAAAGUUCCCCUACAGCGGUUUAGCCAAAACUUACUGUGUGGACGCUCAAGUGGCGGAUUCAGCGUGUACUGGAACGGCUUAUUCAAGCGGAGUUAAAACGAAUUUGUUCACAUUGGGAAUUAAUGGUCAGGUUGUAAGAGGUGAUUGUAAUUCUGGUUUGGACCCGUCCAUUCAUACAGAAUCCCUUGCAAAGUGGGCCCUUGAUUCUGGAAAGUCUGCAGGAAUAGUCACAACUACAACAGUUACUCAUGCCUCGCCGGCUUCAAAUUAUGCUCACGUGGCUGACCGAAUGUGGGAAGAUGACACUGUGGUCAGACAAAGUGGCUGUGAUCCGAAUGUAGUAACGGAUAUAGCUAGGCAACUCAUUCAUGGACCAGUUGGAAGUCGAUUUAGUGUUAUAAUGGGUGGUGGUCGAGGUCAUUUGCGCGAUUCAAGCAUCCCAGAUGAGGAGGGCGGCUUUGGUUUCCGGAACGAUUCCCGAGAUUUAAUAUCCGAGUGGCUAAAUGACGGACAACCUAACAAGCGAUAUGUUUGGAAUCGCAACGACUUGCUGACAUUGCCCUAUAAUACUGAGCGUGUUCUGGGUCUCUUCGAAAGUUCUCAUAUGCAAUUCUAUUUGGAGAGUCAAGCUAAGCAAACCCAAGAUACGGAACCUACCUUGGAAGAAAUGACUCGAAGUGCUAUAAAGGUCCUGAAAAAGAAUGAAAAUGGAUUCUUUUUGUUCGUUGAGGGUGGUAAGAUCGACCAUGGUCACCACUACACUAUGGCUAGAGCAGCCAUAGGAGAAACUAUUGAACUUCACAAAGCUGUUCAAGCUGCAAGAGAAAUGCUGAGUGAAUAUGACUCUUUGAUUGUCGUGUCAUCUGAUCAUUCUCACACGAUGUCAAUCUCAGGAUAUCCCACGAGAGGCAACGACAUAUUCGGCAAAGUCGAUACCGGGAUCAUAAAUGAUGAUUUUCUGGCAAAGGAUGGCAUGCCCUAUAUGACACUGAGCUAUGCCAAUGGUCCUAGUGCUUCAACACAAUACUCAUCCACAAGUCGUGUCAAUCCGGCCACUUCAGAUUAUAGCCAGUGGAACUCUUUCUUCCCUUUCUAUGUCCCAUCUGAUGCUGAAACUCAUGCCGGAGAUGAUGUUGGAGUUUUCGCAUCCGGACCAUAUGCUCAUCUCUUUACAGGAACAAUGGAACAGAGUCACUUGCCUCACUUGAUGGCCUAUGCUGCGGCAAUAGGCAAUGGGCCUAAAUGCCCAGUGUAAUUACAAUUGUACUCUUGAUUGACCCGAAGAUAAGCUGAUCUGUUUCAAUUGAACUUUCAAACCAUCAUCAUGUCUUAUCGCAACUGAUAUUGUAUUUAUUCUUUUUUAAAAAAUAAACGCUUUAUCUUAAA
Phlebotomus papatasi is the source of this 1779-nucleotide messenger RNA. Its product is annotated as membrane-bound alkaline phosphatase-like. The record is from RefSeq and is a predicted model, not a curated record. Gene Ontology annotation, biological process: dephosphorylation. NCBI's taxonomy places the organism in Eukaryota, Metazoa, Arthropoda, Insecta, Diptera, Psychodidae. Gene Ontology annotation, molecular function: alkaline phosphatase activity. The coding region runs from base 38 to 1648 and encodes 536 amino acids. The transcript is spliced from 2 exons.